AUGGUGAAUAUGCUACAAAGGAAUAAUCGUGUAUUAAUCACAGCAACAGACUAUGCGUAUUUGAAUGCGUUUUAUGUCUGUUACACUACGAGCCGAUUAUGGCGCUUCCGUAAUUUUUUUGUUGUAGCUCUGAACCAACACGCCUACGAUGUCCUAGAGCAGCAGGGCUUUCCUGUCGCUUUGGUUUCGAGUGUGAACUACCAAUCUGGAGGCGAUACACCGAGCGUGUAUGACGGGUACGCCUUCAAUCAGCUCACCGCCCUCAAACUGAUCGCAGUGCAGAAAGUGCUCAACAUGGGCGUCAAUUGCUUGUUCUUCGAUUCGGACGUCGUGAUUUUCCAAAACCCGUUCAAAUACGUUCCGACCGACGAGGAAUUCGACUUCAUUGCACAGAAAGACGCGACGAUUUGUUCGGGUUUUGUGUAUUGGCGAGCCACGGAUCGAAGCCGGCUCACGAUUGAGCUCACACUGAACAAAAUGAAGGAGCGGAACAUCCACGACCAAACCGCGUUGGUGGAAGUGGUCGACAACCAUCUGGUGCCCGAAUUGAAGAGCUUGCUGUUCGAGCCGAUGCUGUAUAAUCGCGGAAGCAUCUACUUCGAAAUGCAUCAGUUCGGCUGGGGACCGCACAGUAGGACGAGAGAAGCGAGGUGA
Messenger RNA from Blastocystis hominis, 654 nucleotides. RefSeq lists its product as hypothetical. Gene Ontology annotation, molecular function: glycosyltransferase activity. Bases 1 to 654 code for a protein of 217 amino acids. The transcript has a single exon. Lineage: Eukaryota; Bigyra; Opalinata; Blastocystidae. The record is from RefSeq and is a predicted model, not a curated record. Gene Ontology annotation, cellular component: Golgi apparatus.